Molecule: messenger RNA, 1851 nt
Organism: Penicillium samsonianum
Lineage: Eukaryota; Fungi; Ascomycota; Eurotiomycetes; Eurotiales; Aspergillaceae
Product: Zn(II)2Cys6 transcription factor
Exons: 1
Coding region: 1-1851 (616 amino acids)
Biological process (GO): positive regulation of transcription by RNA polymerase II
Cellular component (GO): nucleus
Molecular function (GO): DNA-binding transcription factor activity, RNA polymerase II-specific; zinc ion binding; transcription cis-regulatory region binding
Source: RefSeq, a predicted model, not a curated record
AUGCCAGAUAUAUCGUCAAAUAAUGCAAAAGUCCCAAAACCACGCACCAAGACUUUCACUGGAUGUUGGACUUGUCGAGACCGUCGAGUGAAGUGCGACGAGGAACACCCUCACUGUCGGCGGUGCCAGCGGAGUGGUCGGGUGUGCAUGGGGUAUGGUUUGCGCCUAGGAUGGUCUCAAAUCCCCGGAAGCCGCUCUCAUCGGCGCCAAUUGCGGUCCCCAGUACUAGAUGCGGGCCAUGGGUUGUCAUCUGCCGCCGUGACGACACUGUUGGUUGAGUUGGAUGGAUGUUCAGGGGAUGGCUGCGCCCAACAACGAGGACCAUUCUCAGUGUUCUCCGUUUUGUCAAGCCCUGAGACGCAAGAAGCAGGCUGUAUUGGUCCAUUGGGAAAUGACUCGUCAUCGCAAAAUGCGGAAGAUACACUGCAUAUCUCGUCGGACUUGAUUAACUCAUCAGUUGGCGAAGAUAGCGACUUGGCCUCACAGAGACCAACGUGGGAUGGAUUAUCAUCUGCUAUCGCACCAGCCACAUCUGAAUUUCCCGAGGAAUCAUGCACGGCAUUAACAAAGCCUAACCAUCGGGUUGAUGACAUCUCUACCAACGCAAUCGCUCAUGUCCUUAAUCACAAAAGACCCAAAAAUAGGCUGUCAGACCAGAGCGACUACAACAGACCAAUAUCAAAUAUUCACAGCAAUGGGACUGAGAUUUCCAUUUGGGAUUCCAUGAGUCCAUUGAUUCUUCCAAGGCCAGAGAUAGAGCUAGUCCAUCACUGGGUUGUUUUUCUCAGCGGAAACAUGCUCCUAAUCGACACCCCGGACAAUCCCUGCCGGAAUGUGUUCCUGCCUCUGGCUCUGAAAGGCCUCGAUGCCUCCCCAACAGAGUCGAACAUCCAUCUCUCAAUCUUCCACGCCAUUUGUGCCUCCUCCGCCUUCAGUCUUUCUCACCUCCGCCACGAUUCGCGGUACCACUCCAUCGCCGUCCACCAUGAUCAGCUGGCUCUGCGUCAUUUGCGAGGAAGCCUGGAGCGGGCUCGCUGCCUAGAUGAGCCCACAUUAGCUGCUGUUCUCACUUGCAUCGCGGCUGAAGCUAUGUCUGGUCGCCGCAGCCGAUGGAGAGCACACGUUUCUGGAUGCCUUGGUCUCCUGGAGAACGAGGUCCAUGGCGAUUGGAUCCGAAGUCCGACUGCUGCUAGAUUACUUCAAAGUUACUUGUCACUUUCAUCACUAUGCAGUCUUCCUGUACCUGAACGGCUAAUGUCGCUCCUCAAUGGCCCCUCCGAUUUACAUCACUACCUAGAACGAUCGCAUGGAGUCACAACACCGCUGGUCCAAUGCCUCGCUCAAAUUACCACACUGGUUGAGUCCCGGACACAGCUGUCCAUCGAAGAACUAGACCGGCUCGAACUACAACUCUACCUGAACUUUCCAUCCCUAUCCAACCCAGAUGCCCCAGGUUCGAUCAUCGUCCAACACGCUCUGAACUCAUUCUACUACGCGACGAUUGUAUACUUCCGCCGCAGUAUGCGUGGCGCAUCAUUGUGUGACGUACAGGAUUUGAUCGAGAAAGCAAUUCACGAGCUUGAAUCUGUCGAUGCGCUCACGCGUGACAAGGGCGGCUGUUCUUACAACUGGGCAAGUUUUGUAAUUGCGGCUGACUGCGAGAGGCCUGAUCUGCAAGAUCGCAUGUUGGCAUUCUUUGACCGGAAAAGUCGACAUGGGAUCCACAGUAUCAAUAUAUUAUGUGAAAUCGUUCAAGCUCUGUGGAACCGGCGGGCAGCGGCUGGACCGCUCGUCGAUAUACAGUGGCAGGAUAUUGCAAGGGAAGCUGAUUUUGACUUCAUGCUUGUUUGA